This is a messenger RNA of Hydractinia symbiolongicarpus, 1843 nucleotides long. RefSeq names its product glycolipid transfer protein-like. Gene Ontology annotation, cellular component: membrane; cytosol; cytoplasm. NCBI's taxonomy places the organism in Eukaryota, Metazoa, Cnidaria, Hydrozoa, Anthoathecata, Hydractiniidae. The record is from RefSeq and is a predicted model, not a curated record. Bases 93 to 704 code for a protein of 203 amino acids. Gene Ontology annotation, biological process: intermembrane lipid transfer; ceramide transport. The transcript has 5 exons. Gene Ontology annotation, molecular function: ceramide 1-phosphate binding; ceramide 1-phosphate transfer activity.
AAAAAUAUACACAUUAGUAUAGCUACAUUUUGACUUUCUUCAGAUUAUAGAGCAAUUGAUAUGUGCUUUUUGUUUGUUAUUUUUUAGUUAAAAUGUCAACCUUUUUUAAGAAAACAAAACACUCCUAUCAACCAAUACCAGAAGAUGGAAAAAUUGUGACGCAAUCAUUUUUAGAUGCAUGUAGUGAGAUUGUACCUUUUUUUGACGUCUUAGGAUCAACUGCAUUUGCACCAGUGAAAUCCGAUAUUAAUGGAAAUAUUGCUAAACUCCGAAAGAAGUUAGCCACCAAUCCAGAAAAGUUCGUCACACUUCAAGAUAUUGUAAAUAGUGAAAUUGAAGAAAAAAGCACUAAGGCGAAAAAUUCUGCUACGGACGCUUUACUGUGGCUGAAAAGGGCUCUGACAUUCAUUCGGACCUUUCUGGAGGAUGUGUUAACAGGCGAACAAGAUUUGACGAAGUGUGCCAAAAAGGCUUACGAGCAAUCUUUGAAGAAAUAUCAUGGCUGGAUGGUUCAAGGCAUAUUUUCAUUGGCUAUGAAGGCUGUACCUUAUCGAAAAGAUUUCAUAAAAGCUCUUGGUCCCGAAACGACAGAAGAGGAAGUACUAGCCGAUAUGAAAGAAGUGGUCGAAAUGAUGGCUCUUAACAUUGACAAUAUCAAUGCGUUUUAUGUGCAAACUGGUCAAGAAAGCGACCAGAAAGUGUAAACAACGUUUUUCAAUUAGCUUUAUGUGUAUCAAUAUAAUUGUGGGUAGUUAGGUAUUACAUAUUGAAGGUGUGUUAGCUAUUGCCAUUUUUAAAUUUUUAUUUAGCGAAGGUUGAUACAGCACUAGUUAUUCAGGAAUAAUAAAAAACCUGUUAUCAAUAUGCGUCCUGUAAUAAUAUAAAUGUUUUAGUAAAAAAUAUUAAACUUGUCAACCAUAAAAACAAGAAAAGGCAAUCCAGAGGUACAAAAUUGCGUGAGAUCUAGAGUGAAUUUAAGUUUUAAAUUUCGUAUUCAGGUUUGCCACACCUUCUUUAAAGUUCUCUGAUUUCCUCAAGUUUUAGUUUCACCAAAUGGCUUGUCGUUUUUAUUUGUCAUAUUUUAAAUUACUCCAUGGUUAGAUCAAUAAUCUAUUCUUCGCGCAUGUUACAUUAAAAUUUCCGUAAAUUUUCUUAAAUUCUUUGGAAAAGUCGUUAGCCCGUGGAAAAAUCCACGGGUUCGCCCGUCGCGGCUAAGCUACCAUUUUGCGUGACAGACAGACGGACGGACAGACGUAUACGGGCAUAUAAUAUAGAUAUAUGGAAAUACUUUCAAGUCUCCUCAGUCUCCUUAAACCCGUCAUCUUAAAAGAAGUUUAGAAUUCUCAUUAGACGUUCUUAAAUCUUUUUAAAAACGACUUUGUGAAUUCUGUUUUCUGUAGAAUCUUUUUUCUUCCUCCAAUUCGAAUCCUUCUUAAUUUUGUGUUAGAAAGUAAAAGUGUAGCAUUUUUUUGGUAAUUUAUUUAUAUAAAUUAUUUUAAUAAGUAAUUUUAAUAGGUGUUUUUUAGGUGAAAUAUUCUAAAUGAUGGAUUUUGGCCAAAAUUUUCGCAACUUUCUAAUUUCGCGAACGUUAAAGAAGUUUUAAAUGGUUAAUGGUUAAAUGCUUUUGCUCAUGAGAAUUUGCCAUUUUUCGAAUAAAAUUCUAUUUUUUUAAUUUUGCGAAUCGUCCAAUCUAUGUGUAAAAACUUUGUUAUCUAGCUUCGAUUGAAGUAUAAGAUUGGAAGUGUUGGAAUUAUAAAAUUUUAAGCUAGCACUUGUAUGCGUGUGAAUAAAUCUUACGUGUACACAAUAUAUGGUUUAACCAAAGCUAGGCCUAAUAUUCAAA